This is a messenger RNA of Sarcophilus harrisii (Tasmanian devil), 1648 nucleotides long. Its product is annotated as probable acyl-CoA dehydrogenase 6. The transcript has 9 exons. Gene Ontology annotation, biological process: fatty acid beta-oxidation using acyl-CoA dehydrogenase. Gene Ontology annotation, molecular function: acyl-CoA dehydrogenase activity; flavin adenine dinucleotide binding. The record is from RefSeq and is a predicted model, not a curated record. NCBI's taxonomy places the organism in Eukaryota, Metazoa, Chordata, Mammalia, Dasyuromorphia, Dasyuridae. The coding region runs from base 119 to 1438 and encodes 439 amino acids.
GAGGCGGGGGUAGGGCCGCCAGAAGACGCUGCUGGGAGCCGAGCCCCCGUCCCUGCUGGCCCGCGCCCAGCCCACUGGGCUCUCUGGCCGCUCGGCCCCGGACUCAGCCUCGUUUGGGAUGGCUCGCUGCUGCGCCGCGCUGGCCGGGCGCUGGCUGGGGGAGCCGGCCGUGGCCCAGGCGCUGCGGCUCCCUCGGGGCACCCGCCGCUGCUCCUCUAGUCCCUCCUCCGCAGAGGCCGCCCUGGAAGGCGGCAGCCCCGGCAGCGCCGACCCUCUGAGCUACACUGAGCAGCAUCGGGCCCUGCGCGAGGCUCUGCACAAGAUUAUCAAUAAGGAGAUUAAUCCAUUUGUGGACCAAUGGGAAGAAGAACGGAUCUUCCCAGCCCAUCAUGUAUUCAAGAUUCUAGGGCAAGCUGGCUUCCUGGGUGUGAACAAAGCAACAAAGUACGGAGGCCAGGGCUUGGAUCUGACUCAUCAAAUUGCAGUGGCAGAAGAACUGGGGAAUAUCACUGGGCUGGGCAUCGCCAUGGCCAUCCUGCUGCAGACGGACAUGGCCACUCCUGCUCUCGAAAGGUUUGGUUCUGAAGAGCUGAAGCAGCAGUUCUUGGUACCCUCCAUUGCUGGAGACUAUGUGGCCUGCCUCGGAGUCAGUGAACCUGGAGCAGGGUCUGAUGUGGCAAAUAUCAAGACAAAGGCUGUGCCCCAAAGGGGCGACUACAUCAUCAACGGCAGCAAAAUGUGGACCACCUCCGGGAGCCAGGCUGACUGGAUGUGUCUGCUGGCCAACACCAGCGCAGGGCCCGCCCACCUCAACAAGUCUCUGCUUUGCUUGCCCAUGAACCUGGCGGGCAUUCACGUUUCCAAGAAGAUCGAGAAGCUGGGCACGUGGGCCUCCGACACCGUGCAGGUCUUCUUCGAAGACGUCCGAGUGCCCAGGAAGUUCCUCAUUGGUGAGGAAGGCCAGGGCUUCCGCUACCAGAUGCUGCAGUUCCAGGAGGAGCGGAUGAACUCCUCAGCCCUGGUGCUGAGCCCGCUGACCAACAUCAUCCAGCAGACCAUCGAGUACGCCCGGGACCGCGUGCUCUUCAACAAGCGGCUCCUGGACAACCAGGUCGUGCACUUCCGUCUGGCCGAGCUGGCCACCGAGGUGGAGCUGCUGCGCUCGCUGCUCUACCGGACCGUGGCCCAGUGCAUGCGGGGCCACGACGUCACCAAGCUCGUGUCCAUGGCUAAGCUGAAGGCUGGGCGUCUUUCGCGGGAGGUGACGGACAGCUGUCUCCAGUACUGGGGGGGCGUGGGAUACACCCACCAAGCCUUGGUCAGCAGACUCUUCAGAGACCUGAGACUCGUCUCCAUUGGAGCGGGCGCUGACGAAGUCAUGCUCUCCAUCAUAUGCAAGUACAUGGACACACUUCCCAGGACCAAAUCGGCAAAAUGACGCCUUCCCGGGAACUGGUCAGGCCGCCCUGGGCCUGCCUGGCCCCUCAGAGGAGACCGAGAAAGGCGCCAGGCAAAGGCCCCCCCAACGACGGUCUCUAUACGCUGAAGGAAUAAAGGACCCCUUGAAGCUCCCUGUUGUGGAGUAUUUAUUGGACCUCUCCCACAAAUCAUCUUGGGGAGACUCUGAGGGGGAAACAUGACCUUGAGG